Molecule: messenger RNA, 1729 nt
Organism: Lactuca saligna
Lineage: Eukaryota; Viridiplantae; Streptophyta; Magnoliopsida; Asterales; Asteraceae
Source: the annotation of a GenBank genome assembly
AUGUCGAUUUUGGUAAAGAGAAGAAAUCCCUUUUCUUCUGCAACAUACUCUCCCAACUUUGCCGCCGCUUUGUUCUUGCUCCACCGCAGCUAUCACAGGUAUUUGUGCGCAAGGAACCCUAUAAUGACAACAUGUAUACCGCCAUCAUUAAUCCCUUUAGAAGCUCGAAACUCAAUGGGGGUACUAACUGUUUUUGGAGGGAGAGCAAGUUCCUUGAAGAUGAUUGAUGACAAACACGCGUUUCCAAAUACUUCCCACAAGAUCGCUCAUAUCCCCCAAAUUCGAUGUUUGGCAAACUCUCACAAUAUCAAUCAGUUCAACAACAAAGAUCAGUUUCUGAAUCUGCAUCCAGAGGUUUCCAUGCUUAGAGGCGAGGGAAACAACACAGUGAUUAAAGACAACAGUUUGGGUGGAAAUGUUACUGAGAUUUUGAGAGAUUCAACAAGUUCAGGUAACUACAAUGAGGCUAAGAUUAAAGUAAUUGGUGUUGGUGGUGGUGGAUCAAAUGCAGUUAAUCGUAUGAUUGAAAGUGAAAUGAAGGGUGUUGAGUUUUGGAUUGUGAAUACUGAUGUUCAAGCCAUGAGAAUGUCACCUGUUUUCCCUGAGCAACGGUUGCAGAUUGGUGAAGAGUUGACUCGUGGACUUGGUGCUGGUGGUAAUCCUGAUGUUGGUAUGAAUGCUGCUAAAGAAAGUAGAGAAUCCAUUGAAGAAGCUGUUUAUGGUUCAGAUAUGGUUUUCGUGACUGCUGGGAUGGGUGGAGGAACAGGUACUGGUGGGGCCCCUGUGAUCGCUGGUGUGGCAAAGUCAAUGGGAAUUUUGACCGUUGGUAUUGUGACGACACCCUUCUCUUUUGAGGGCCGAAGAAGAGCUGUUCAAGCACAAGAAGGAAUUGCAUCGUUAAGGGAAAAUGUCGACACUUUAAUUGUCAUUCCAAAUGACAAAUUAUUAACUGCAGUUUCCCCUUCUACCCCUGUAACCGAAGCUUUUAAUCUCGCCGAUGAUAUCCUUAGACAAGGUGUUCGUGGUAUCUCAGACAUAAUCACGAUUCCAGGACUGGUAAAUGUUGAUUUUGCUGACGUAAGAGCUAUCAUGGCAAACGCAGGCUCCUCAUUAAUGGGGAUAGGAACUGCAACCGGGAAGACUAGGGCUAGAGAUGCUGCAUUGAAUGCCAUUCAAUCACCUUUGCUAGAUAUUGGUAUCGAGAGGGCUACUGGAAUUGUCUGGAAUAUAACUGGUGGUAGUGAUUUGACAUUGUUUGAGGUAAAUGCUGCAGCCGAGGUGAUAUAUGAUCUUGUUGAUCCGAGUGCUAAUUUGAUAUUUGGAGCAGUUAUUGAUCCAUCGAUAAGUGGUCAGGUUAGCAUAACCCUUAUAGCAACCGGAUUCAAGCGGCAAGAAGAAAGUGACGGAAGGACUCUACAGCAGGGGGGUCAGGCAGAUGUGGCUGGAAUGAACCGAAGAUCACCAGCCUUCACGGAAGGCGGCUCGGUGGAAAUCCCCGAGUUUCUAAGGAAGAAAGGACGGUCACGCUACCCACGAGCUUGAACUCGUGAAUUUACCUUUUUGCCCUUGUGAUAUAUUACUACUGAAUUAUGGUUGUGUAGGUAGAGAAAAUUGUUGCCACCGGUAGCAAAAAAAAAAAAAAAAAAAGGUUUAAGAGAGCAUUAUUAUGCAACAUGUCUUUAUCCAAUAAAAAGUUGUAGAAAGUGAAUGACAACUGUUUUAUAUUAUU